Messenger RNA from Peronospora matthiolae, 207 nucleotides. NCBI's taxonomy places the organism in Eukaryota, Oomycota, Peronosporomycetes, Peronosporales, Peronosporaceae. The record is from the annotation of a GenBank genome assembly.
AUGUGGCGAGUAGACGUCACCAGUGUGGAAUCGUGGUCUAGUGGCAUGAAUCCCGCUUCGGGUGCGAGAGGUCCCGGGUUCAAUUCCCGCACUUUGGGAACAGCAUUCAAGUUGGCUGCUAACGAGACUGGGGCAAACUUUCGUCAGGAUGGCUUUACGAGUGCCACACUGGUGACGUCUACUCGCCACAUUUACCUCGUGGUCUAG